Molecule: messenger RNA, 2241 nt
Organism: Lingula anatina
Lineage: Eukaryota; Metazoa; Brachiopoda; Lingulata; Lingulida; Lingulidae
Source: RefSeq, a predicted model, not a curated record
CGCAGUUAUUGCGUUAUGUUGCGUAAUUGAAGACGGAAGUCAAACAAUGCAAAUAUGGCUGAUUUUAAUACUUGGCUCAAGUUUAAUACUGCUAGUGGGGGCAGGAACAUUAAAAAGAGCAGAUGUCCAGAUUAUCACAGCACAUAGUGGAGACAACGUCACCUUUAACGUAAGUCUACCAGUGAAGCCACACCCCAAGCUCCCUGUAGAUUUCUGCAAGGAUUCAGAGUGUCUAAUUCAGUAUGUGCUGAGUUCUGACAAACCUGUAGAAUGGUUAACCAAUAAUACUAACGGGUUGGAAAACAGAAUGGGCCUUGUGAUUCCGAAGAAUGGCAACGUAAACAUCAGAAUAAGAAACAUAAGACCAGAAGAUAGUGGAACAUACACAUUCCGGGUGACACCUCCAGAUGAGUUCCCAGUGAACAUUUCUUUGGAAUUGAAAGUUCUUAAUGGUUCAUUUUUGCCACCAAACAGAAAUUGGAUAGGGAUUUUGGGGCCUGUUGCUGUUGUCAUUGUCAUUGCAGUUGCGCUUUUGGUUAGCUAUCCUUGGAGAUGUUUAGGGAAAGCAUCCCCUACUUCCAGUGAUAAUGUAUAGGAAGAAGAGGAGGAAAAAGAAGAAAGAGAGGCGUAUUGAAACUUGAAGUACAUUGAAACAUGCUUUGUGAAUAACUAUGGUGUAAACCUGAGUCAGUAGGCGCUGGCCGUACACGUAGUUUUAGUCCAGCUAACACACAUACAUCCAUACAUCCUUUAAUCUUAUAUGUGCUUACUACCUCGGGUCUUCAUUUCAUCUUUAUUUCACAGCCUAACUGAAAUUUCUUAAUAUUUGUCUCCACUCAAACCUUUGCUUUUACUCAUACUAACAGUCUUGUAUAUCUCUUUUUAAGUACCACUGAAUGCACUUAACUGUUGAAAAGAAUCCCCUACCCUCUUCUUUUCUUUAUAAAUUGUGCACCCCCCCCCCUACCCUCCCAUUUUUGGUUAUUUGCAAAAAUUUUUCAAACACCCAGAAAUAUAUGUUAUUGCAUUUGUAUUGGUGGAAGUAUGGGAUAAUGUACUAGCAUUUUUCCCCAUUUUUCCUUUCGUUAUACCAUAAUUUUUUCUUCACUAGCUAUUAUUAUCUGGCUUUUUUUCAAGCCUUAACUAUGUUAAACCCUGCUUUGCACCAUUUCUUUAAUACAACACCAGGAGGCAGCAUCACCUAUCAGAUCCCCUAGUUCAAAAUUGAUAAUUAUGUUAAAAAGUUUUGAUUGAUCUAUUUACAUUAUACUAAGAUAAUGGAAAAAUUAAUUUUAAUAGAAUAGACCUUGUUAACUUCACAGUGAAAGUUUUUAUUCAUCCAGUUAUAUCAUACUAAGAUAAUGAAAAAAUAUUUAAUUCUGGAUCUUGCAUUCAAAAGCUUAGACCUUAUAACAACACCUUCUUCAGGUGAAAUAAUUUUGAGUUGCCAUUGGUGUUAAGUGGGGAGCAGGCCUUGGGAGACAACUCUUAUCCUUACCUUAAAGCCUACUAUAUAUACUUGUUCAUGAAGCAUGUUUCUAUUCAACAUUGUAAAUAUGAAUCACUUUUUUAAAGUGUUACAGUCCAAGACCCUUUUUGCAUGGUGAACUCUGAGCCAAGCUAUUUAGUACUUUAAUUAUGUUUGAUGCCACUUGAGCAUUCUUUAGUGUAAGGAAACAGUAUGUGACUAUAUAUGUAACAUGGUACAAAUGUUUUGUAUCUAAGCUUCAUUGUAGUGCUUUUUCAUUGAAGUGCAUAAUCAGAUCCAAGACAGAUCAAAAUAUCUUGAACAAAUAUUCAAAUGUAAAUAUACAUUCAGGAAUCUAUUAUAUAUAGGAUAUAUUUGUGUUUUCACUCUUAUGUACAAUAAAGUUCACAUUUCCAAAUCAUUUUAAUCCCUUUUUCCUUCUUAAUUGGGAUACAAAUCUUAUCUUAACCUUUUAGACUACUAUACUUGUUCAUGAAUUAUGUUUGUAUUCUACAUUGUAAAUAUUUAUCACUUUUUAAAAGUAUUACAGUCCAAGACUCCUUGGCAUAGUGAGCUCUGAGCCAAGCUAUUUAAUACUUUAAUAAUGUUUGAUGUCACAUGAGCAUUCUUUAGUGUAUGGUACGUGGCUAUAUAUGUAACAGUAGUAAUAUGGUACAAAUGUUUUGUAUCUCGGCUUCAUUGUAGUGCUUUUUCUCAAUUUACAGCCUUAGACAUAAUCAGAUCAAAGACGGGAUCAAGCAUAUAUAUAUAUA